AUGCGACUAAUAUCACAAACGUCGCAGUCGCUGCAAAGCGGCGUGCGACCCGACCUCUCCAGGGACUCCGUCGCCGGAACCACCCAGUCGCCGUCGUGCCUCGCCGACCUCCGCCCUCUCUCCCCCAACCUCUCCCUUACCGAUCAUCGCCCGCAGCGCGCCAAUGCUCUCCUCGUUCCCGCGGCACAGCUGGCCCAUCACGUGUCUCCCGCGGACGCGGCAACCCAUCGCGCGCGCUGCUCGCGGGGACCAGUCGACGCGUGCCCGGGCGUGCUCGGCGCUGACGCCUCCACUGUUGCCGCUCGGGGCUUCAGCGGUCGGUAUUGGCCUUUCAUUGUACCGUACGGACCGGCGGAUCUAAAUGGCGCCUUGUGCGCAGAGCGCGAGAGCACGGCGUUGCGCCAAGCCUGCACCCGCGGUCGGCCCCGCACACGGCGGCCGCACUCCCACCGCCUCCGCGUGCAGGCGGUGGCGGUGGAGCGGAGAGCGCCAGCCGCGGGAGCGACUGAUAGCGGGCUGCAUUGGCCGCUGGCGGGAGGGAGGAGCGGCGGGUUGGGGUCGGGUGCAGGACGGAGCGGACGGCGGGAUGGCGGCGUGAGCAGCGGGCGGAGCGGAAAGCGCAGGGAGCGAUUGCCGUUCCUGUCGCCGCCUCGAGACGACGACGCUAGGGCUGGCGACAAUACCGACCUUCGCAAACAGAUCGUUCAGUCGGCGCCGCGAGCGACAGUGGACGAGUUGGCGUCGGCUUCCCAGAUGGCGCGGCUGUCGGCGCUGGUGUACCACCGCGACCCCGCGCCGCAUUUGAGCGCCUUGGGGUUGACGCUGCGCGCGUGCCAGCAGACGCCCUUCACGGCGUACAUGGUCGUCGACUCGCCGCCGUGCCCGCGCGAGGGCGGGCGCACGCGCUACGUGAUAGCGCGCGGCGUGGCGGUGGACCGCAGCGAGGUGGACGUGGGGCGGCUGUGGCGCCAGCUGCUGCAGGUGCGCCCCGUGCACCUGGAGCGCGCGCUGACGCCGCCGGGCGUGGAGCUGCUGGUGCAUGGCGGCGUGCACGCCAUCGCGGAGGACGUGUACCGCGGCGUGCUGCCGCUGCUCGCCGCCGACAUGCGCCGCGAGGGCAUCACCCACCUGCGCUUCGGAGGGCACUCGCUGGGCGGGUCGCUGGCGCUGCUGCUGAUGCUCAUGUUCCACCUGCGUGCGCCCAACACGCGCGCAGACGCCUCCCCCCUCCACCUCUCCGCGCACACCUUCGGUUCCUUCCCUGUCCUCGCGUCGCUCUCCUCCUCGCCCUCUCCCUCUGCCCCGCAAAGCCUCUCCCACCAGUUUGCCCAUGCGCCGAGCGACCUCUCCCGCCUCCUCGCCUCUGCACACGCGCACCCCUCCUCCCCCCUGCUGCACCGUGCUGCCGGCCGCCCUCCCACCGCUCACACCACCGCCUCAUGGCCUCACAUGGCUUCGCCCCAUCUGCAUGCCCCUCCCCCCGGCCUCCUCUCCUUCCCUCAUGCACCGCUGCUCCACCCCUCCUCGCCGUUCAGCAGCAGCAGCAGCAGGGGUGCAGCGCGGUGCAGUGUGCUGGCGAGUCUGGGCCUGCCAAGCGAAGCAGCGAGGGCGUUUGUGUUGGACCGAGACAUCAUCCCGCGCGCCUUCCUGCUCGCCCACCCCUUCUGCUCCGCCUUUGCCCGCACUCCCCUGCUGCGCUCGCUGCUGGGCCUGCACCCCUCCACCAGCGCCCAACCGCUCUCCACAGGACUGACCUGGGACCCGCUGGCCUUCCAAGCAGUGGGCCUCGUGCACUACAUGCAGGCAACAGGGUCGGAGUCGAUGGUGGCGAGUCUGCCACCAGCGCUGGCGGAGAAGGCGCUGGCGAUGGGCGUGGGGGAGCUGGUGCGCGACCCUCUCAUGCUGGCGCGCUCCAUCCGCGACCACUGCUUCAACCACUAUGUGCACUUCCUCGACUCUGCGCUGCAUGCUGCCCGCCAUACGACACUCGACUGA
This is a messenger RNA of Closterium sp. Naga37s-1, 1995 nucleotides long. The record is from the annotation of a GenBank genome assembly. Lineage: Eukaryota; Viridiplantae; Streptophyta; Zygnematophyceae; Desmidiales; Closteriaceae.